This is a messenger RNA of Lobosporangium transversale, 2337 nucleotides long. Its product is annotated as mitochondrial carrier domain-containing protein. The record is from RefSeq and is a predicted model, not a curated record. Gene Ontology annotation, biological process: aspartate transmembrane transport; mitochondrial ADP transmembrane transport; mitochondrial ATP transmembrane transport. NCBI's taxonomy places the organism in Eukaryota, Fungi, Mortierellomycota, Mortierellomycetes, Mortierellales, Mortierellaceae. The transcript has 4 exons. Gene Ontology annotation, cellular component: mitochondrial inner membrane. Gene Ontology annotation, molecular function: L-aspartate transmembrane transporter activity; L-glutamate transmembrane transporter activity; calcium ion binding. The coding region runs from base 229 to 2244 and encodes 671 amino acids.
AAAAAAAAAAAAGACUUAUUUCAUACUACUCAUGUCUGCUUUUGCAUUAAGAGGCUGAAUGGAUAUAACAGUAACGCUGAUAGAAUUCAGAGCUAUGGGAAAAUUUACUCUUUUGCGAUCAGUAUCUAGCCUUUAGAAUCACAAAGCUUGUGCUAUAUUAUCCACCAUUUAUUAAAUCCAUCGAUAUUAUACAAGCAAUCACAUUAGGCUCAUAUAAACCAUUCAGCCAUGGUCUCGUCGAUUAUGUCGUCAAGCAGCUCGAACGAAGAAUCCAUUGAGCGUUACAAGCGCAUCUUUAAUCGGUUUGCGUCUGUUGAAAAGAAUGGCGAAAAAUUCAUGACCAGCGAUGAUUUUGUCAACGCUAUCGCCCCGGGCGAAGAUUACAAGCGGUUGCAACGAUCGCAAUAUGCCGUCCUGUUCAAUGUGGCAGAUCAAUCUAGACAUGGUCUCCUAUCUUUGUCAGAUUUUGUUGUAUUUGAAAACUUAUUAUCUCUACCGGAUGCAGAAUACGAAAUCGCCUUUCGACUUUUUGAUACUGCGGGUACCGGUGCCAUCACACGAGAUCAGUUCAAGCAAAUCUUAACUGCCAAUAUUGGAAAGGAUGCGAUUCCUUUUGAUUUCGAUUGCGAAUGGCUCCGGCUCUAUGCAGGAAGCAAAGACAGCCCACAUGAUAUGCCGUACAAGGAGUUUACGCAACUCUUAAAGGGCCUUCAAGCAGAACGUCUACGCCAGGAAUUCCGAUACUACGACAAUGAAGAGACUGGCUAUAUCACACCCGAUCAAUUCAAGAAAGUGGUGAUCGACAUCGCUGGCCACAAACUCUCAGAACAUGUUCUCGAUAACCUUCCAACCUUAUGCAAUCUUUACUCAGGGAACAAGGUGUCGUUUGCAAACGUCAUGGCCUUUUACAAUGUAAUUCGUGAAAUGGACAUGGUUGAGCGCGUGGUCCGCAAGGCGAUCGAGAAUAGUAAAGACGGCACUAUCACUAAAGCUGAUUUUCUGAAUACCGCCUCAAAAGAGACGCGCUUCUCACUGUUUACACCUAUGGAAGCCGACAUCAUCUUUCAUUUUGCAGGGCUAGAAAACCCUUCAGGCAAAUUGACGCUCAGGGACUUUUUCCGCUUAUUGGAGGCAAAAUGGGAACACGCACUUCCUGUUACCCAUCCUUCCAUCCCAGAACCUAAACACGGCGCUAUUCACGAAAUCCUUCUAGGCUCUUAUGCAUUUUUGCUUGGAUCUAUCAGUGGUGCUGUAGGGGCAACCGUGGUUUACCCCAUCGAUCUCGUAAAAACACGAAUGCAGAACCAGCGAUCUAAGGUUGUUGGCGAACUUUUGUAUAAGAACAGUAUUGAUUGCUUCAAGAAAGUCAUCAAAAAUGAAGGCGUUCUGGGAUUGUACCGUGGUCUUGGGCCACAAUUAGUUGGUGUGGCUCCAGAAAAGGCCAUUAAGCUUACAAUGAACGAUCUUGUGCGAAAAUUUCUUUCAGACAAGGAUGGAAAGAUUUCAUUUACGGAUGAGCUGAUUGCUGGAGGUGUUGCAGGAGGUUCACAAGUGGUGUUCACAAAUCCGUUGGAGAUUGUCAAAAUCCGUCUGCAGGUUGCAGGUGAGAUGGUUAAGUCUAUGGAUCUUGGUACCCCUCGACCUGGUGCCAUCACCAUUGUACGAACACUAGGCCUUGUAGGACUUUACAAAGGCGCCAGCGCUUGCUUGCUCCGUGACAUUCCUUUCUCUGCAAUUUAUUUCCCCGUGUAUGCUCACUUGAAGAAAGACGUCUUCAAAGAAGGGCCUGAUCACCGUCUGUCAAUUGGAGAGUUGUUAACAUCAGGCGCUGUUGCUGGUAUGCCUGCUGCUUACUUCACAACGCCAGCGGAUGUCAUCAAAACGCGCUUGCAAGUCGAGGCCAAGAAGGGCCAAAGCACAUACAAUGGUAUAAUGGAUGCAGCGCGCAAGAUUUUCAGAGAAGAAGGCUUCCGUGCUUUCUUUAAAGGAGGGCCUGCACGAAUCUUUCGCUCGUCACCUCAGUUUGGUACCACCUUGAUGGUCUAUGAAGUCCUUCAACGUGCAUUCCCCUUUGGUGGAGAGAAGGAGGCGACACAGCAAGCUCUGACGCGGGUUGACUCUACGCAUCCGGAUGACCUGAGCUACUUGCAAUCCAAGAACGCGCUUAAAAUCCUUCUAGACGUUCACUACAAGUUUGGAAUAGUACCCCCUAACACCAAAAUUGCUGGUGCAACUAGUUCAUAAAAUACUUUUCACUCUUAAAAAAAAAGACACACCUGAAAAGCUUUUCAAUCAAAAGGCAACGAGGCAUGGACUUUAUCCAUCUACACAAACGGC